Molecule: messenger RNA, 5345 nt
Organism: Pangasianodon hypophthalmus (striped catfish)
Lineage: Eukaryota; Metazoa; Chordata; Actinopteri; Siluriformes; Pangasiidae
Product: fatty-acid amide hydrolase 1
Exons: 16
Coding region: 986-2725 (579 amino acids)
Biological process (GO): fatty acid catabolic process
Molecular function (GO): fatty acid amide hydrolase activity; amidase activity
Source: RefSeq, a predicted model, not a curated record
GAGUCAAGGCAGGUGACCGAAUACUUUUGGUAAUAUAGUGUAGAUUAAGAUGAAUUUCUAUACAUUUAUACAAGAUACAAGUUUAAGUACAGAUUUUUAAUUGCAAAGGGUCUCGUUUAUCAGUCUUUUAUUAAAGUCAUGUGUUAAUGUUUUUGUGGCCCAACCAAACCAAAAUUCACAUCAGAUUUACAAAACGUUCUUUAUACUCACUUGCAUAUGAUAAUAAAUUCCAAUCAACUGUAAAUUACCAAGUGGGUUCACAGUACAGCUCAUUUACAUUUAGCCAUGCCCCCAAACUCCAUAAAAGGCAAAGCUCACAGAGAGCUAAAAAUUACAAAAUGAUGACUAAAUGGUGAAAAGGCGCCUCUGAAACACAACACGCAUUGACUCUUCCUCCUUUUAUAGGGUGCCAUUACUUUUGAAAUGUCCAAUUUCAUCAAUAAUUUAAACAAAAAUGCAAUUUCAUCAUGUAACAGGAGAAUACCUCAAUGGAGGAAAUGGAAAGAAAGGAAAAGCCAGGAAGGGUAAGGAGGAAAUUUUUUUUAAAAGGAAAGAAUGGAAGCAAGCAAAAGGUAAGGAAGAAUUUAAGGAAGGGAACAAAAGAAAAUAUGAAGGAAAAUGAAUAGAAAGGAAAAUGAAGACAUGGAAGGAAAAGACUGAUGGAAAGAAGGACCUGAGGGUAACAAUGAAGAAGAUAAAGUAAUUUGAAUAAAGGUGAAGAUAAAAGAAAGGAAAAAAAUAAUGAAGGAAGAAUGAAAAUGACCAAAAUACAAUUUUUUUUUUUUUUUAAAACAACCCUCUCUUCUAGAGAUUACCUAUACACUAAAAAUGACUGACGUGGUGUUUGCGGCCUAGUGACGGGAAUUCCGGCUCUUUUCGAUGAGUCAGGUCAUUUGGCUCAGCUCACCAAAAAGAGUCGACUCUUUCGAAUCUCAAACAGCUCAUUAGCUUACUCAGGAGCAGGUUGGAACAGAAGAGUCGAGACAUGGAUGGUGAGUGGAAGCGUGUAGUAGUGCCGCUGCUCUGUGCUGCUGGUGUGAGUGUUUUCCUGCUGAAAUGGACAGAACAGCAGAAGGUGAAGCGGAAACUCCAGAGAGCCAGAGAGAAGAGAGAGAAGGAGCUCGGACAGGCAAAGAAAGCCGUGAGCUGCUUUAAGAUUCAGAAUGCUGGUGUUGAUUUGAGCUCCAUCGUGACUCUCCCACUGGCUGAGCUGAGUCAGCAGAUCAGAGGAGGAUCUCUGCAGCCUGACGCGGUACUCCACGCCUACAUGGAGAAGGCUUUGGAGGUGAACAAGAAACUGAACUGUGCUACUGCUGUCCUCACGGAGAGUCUAAAACAACUGGAAGACAUUGAAUCACACAAAGGCGGCCUUCUUUACGGCAUUCCCAUCAGCAUCAAGGACAAUGUGGAUUAUGAGGGCUACGACUCUUCCUGUGGCGUGUUGACUAAGCUGGAUGAUCCUGCCGUUAAGGACAGUGUGGUGGUCUCAGUACUGAAGAAGCAGGGUGCAAUCCCCUUCAUCAAAACCAACAUCCCACAGGGUCUCCUCAAUUACGAAUGUAGUAACCCCAUAUACGGGAGGACGGUGAACCCCUGCAACCUUGAGAAGACGUGCGGCGGCUCUUCAGGAGGCGAGGGGGCUCUGAUCGCCGGAGGAGGAUCUAUUCUGGGUCUGGGAACCGACAUCGGAGGAAGCAUCCGCAUCCCAGCAGCCUUCUGUGGCAUCUGCGGCUUAAAACCCACAAACAACAGGAUAAGCUUGCAGGGACUCUCUUCAUGUGUAAAAGGUGUGAAGACAGCCAUGUCGGCCGUUGGUCCCCUGGCCCGUGAUGUGGAGAGUCUGGCUCUGUGUAUGAGAGCUUUACUCUGUACAGACAUGUUCACUCUGGACCCUACGGUUCCUCCGAUACCAUUCAACCAGCAGGUGUACGAAAGCUCUGAGCCCCUGAGGAUCGGAUACUAUGAGAACGACGGGUACCAUCAGCCGUCUCCGAGCAUGAGCAGAGCUCUACGAGAGACCAAAGAGCUCCUGGAAAAAGCAGGACACACGCUAAUUCCAUUCAAUCCUCCUCGCAUAUUCACCGCCUUCCAUGAGUUUGUCGCGAGGGGAGGCCUUGCAGACGGAGCCGUCACCCUUCUAAAUCACUUUAAGGAAGGCCCUGUCGAUCCGGGUCUGCAGCAUCAGGUCUCACACUGGGGUCUUCCCAAGUUUAUGAAGAAGAUGAUCUCUCUGCUUCUUAGACCUAUUUAUCCACGCAUGGCUGCAGUUAUACACGCCACCUGUGGAGUCAGCUCUCCUGCAGAUCUCUGGAAACAGCACAAAGAGGUUGAGGAUUAUAUCCAUGAGACGCUAGCUGAGUGGAGGAAGCUGGAGCUGGAUGUUCUGCUCUGCCCCAUGCUGGGACCAGCCUACAGCUUCAACUACACUGGAAAACUAAACAGCGCUCUGAGUUACACCGCUCUGUACAACGUUCUCAACUUCCCUGUUGGAGUCGUUCCUGUCACCGAGGUCACGGCCGAGGAUGAAGAUGAGCUGAAACACUACAGAGGGAACUUUGGAGACGUCUGGGACAAGAUCUUUGUCAAGGCCAUACGAGGCGGUGUGGGUCUGCCGAUAGCAGUGCAGUGUGUGGCUCUGCCCUGGCAGGAAGAGAUGUGUUUACGCCUAAUGAGAGAAGUGGAAGAGCUCUGUGCCAAGAACAAACGCUCUAACACACACCACUAAACACACACACUCACACAUCUGUAUCACACAGAUUAAUAGUUCAAACGGACGUCACAUCAUGAAAACAGUCAUACCAGUCGAAUCACUUUCUUCCUCAGCAUGCAGUUUGACAUCACUGUACUCAAGAUUCAGACUCAGAUAUGGGCGUGGCCUAAGGUUUGAAGGCGGAGUUGUGUGUUAGUGAUUCAGCUGAUGACAAAAUUCUUAUUUGAAUUGUAUGAUUACAUUUUAAUACAGACUUAUUAUACAGACUUACUGUAUAAACGGUGCUCCUGAGAUGAUAUGAACCACUCUAACGCGAGUGUGUGUGUGUUCUGAAAUAAGAGGAACAUAGUUAAUCAUGCUAAUAACAAAAAAAUUUAUAAAGAUUCUAAACUUUUUUUUGCUAGUCACAUUUUAAUUUUUCUUUUCUAUUUUGUAAGAUAAUGUCUAAAUAAUGUUUUAUGAUGCAAGUGAGCAAUUGAGCUUUAUGUGCCUCUGCCACCAUUUGCUGGUUUGCUCAUGAACACUAUGCAUCCACUUAUAAAUUCUGUCACAUGGGUGUGUUUAUAGGCAAACGGCUUCUUUUUAAACUUCUCUCAUUAGAUAGAGAAAGGUACUUCUGCAGACUGGAUUGGACAGCACUCUUCCAAGUGGGUGUGGUUAGAGGUGCUAAUGGGCGUGUCUACUACAUAAUAAAAUAAAUACUUAACGUGUUCUUCCCUUGGUGCUUUUCUAAGUGCUUGUAGUCCUUGUUAUAAUACAUAUACUUACAGACAUCAUUAGCGCUUAACCUCAAAUAUAAGAGACAAGGGUGAGCUAAGGGUGACUAUGAUUAGAGGAACCCAUCCUCCUUUGGGAGACACUGUGACUCACUGGAUCUUAUAUGGAAGAUAGUCUAACUUAUAUGGAAAAUAAAUUAGUAGCUAGCAAUAAAGACUAGCCAUUACUGCUCGUCGCAGCCAACAGUAAAGUAGGAGUAGAGCUUGUGGGCCUUGGUAUGGCUUGUAGUCCUUAAGAUAGCAGACAUAGGACCUUAUGGGCUUUAGGAUGGCAGUACUAGAACUUGUUGGAUCUCAGGAUGGCAGGAGUAGAGCUUGUCGGAUCUCAGGAUGGCAGGAGUAGAGCUUGUAGAUCUCAGGAUGUCAGGUCUCAGGAUGAAAGAGUAGAUCUUGAGAACCUACAGUGUAUAUGGCCUGCUUAGAGCUUGACAGCCUCAGGAUGGCAGGAGUAGAAGCUGGUGAGUUUUAGGAUUGCAGGAAUAGAGCUUUUUGGUCUCAGGAUGACAGGAGUAGAGCUUGUUGGGUCUCAGGAUGGCAGGAGUAGUAUUUGAUGGAUCUCAAGAUGGCAGGAGUAGAGCUUAUUGGGUCUCAGAAUGGCAGGACUAGAGCUUGUUGGGUUUCAGGAUGGUAGGAGUAGAGCUUUUGGGUCUCAGGAUGGCAGGAGGAGAGCUUGUAGAUCUCAGAAUGUCAGGAAUAGUGCUUGUGGGUCUCAGGAUGAAAGAGCAGAUCUUGAGAACCUACAGUAUAUAUGGUCUGCUUAGAGCCUGAGAGCCUCAGGAUGGCAGGAGUAGAAGCUUGUGGGUUUUAGGAUUGCAGGAAUAGAGCUUUUUGGUCUCAGGAUGACAAUAGUAGAGCUUUUUGGUCUCAGGAUAGCAGGAGUGGUACUUGAUGGAAAUCAGGAUGGCAGGAGUAGAGCUUGUUGGGUUUCAGGAUGGCAAGAGUAGAGCUUGUUGGGUCUCAGAAUAGCAGGAGUGGUACUUGAUGGAUCUCAGGAUGGCAGGAGUAGAGCUUGUUGGGUUUCAGGAUGGCAAGAGUAGAGCUUGUUGGGUCUCAGAAUAGCAGGAGUGGUACUUGAUGGAUCUCAGGAUGGCAGGAGUAGAGCUUACUGGGUUUUAUGAUGGCAGGAGUAGAGCUUGUUGGGUUUCAGGAUGACAGAUGUAGAGCUUGUGGACCUCAGGAUGGAAUGAGGAGGAGGUUUUGGUUUAAAGGUUGACAGAAGUUGAGCUUUUUGGGUCUUAAGAUGGCAUAUCGUCCUCAAGAUGGCAGAUGUCAAGCUUGUGUUUCUCUUGAUGGAACAAGCUUGUGUAAGUGCAGGAAUAAGAACUUGGAAUUUUGGGAAAGGCUCCAGAUUGACCUACCAGGAAGUGGGUGAGAAUAAAAAUAAUGGCACCAGCAUAACUAGACUUGAUGCUUUUUGACCCAGUUAACACAAUGUAUGCAUUGUUUCUGUAUUCCAAAGGAUCAUUGUUGUCGUUUGUUCUCAUGUUGUGUAAUGUUGCGUGGAAAUGUGUAGUGACAUUAAGAAACACAAUAGCAUCCUGUCAUUAAAUGGAAUGACACCUAGCCCCGAGUUUACCGGUUCAUUGGAAAACGCAGUUUGAGGAGGAUGUGGUAAAUAUUUCCUGUUAUUUUUUGCUCUCUCGUUUUCCCUUUGCUUCAUUUUUUUUGUACGUAGAAUGGUUUCUCUGUUUGAAAGGAACAUUUGAAGGUGCUGCAGAUGAACUUAAUGACACAUGACAUUUUCAUUUCUUCCUGCUCGUGAUGUAAAUAUGUGUUUUUGCUGGGCUUUACAUACAUUUAAAUGUUUUAACUUCUUCAAUGGAAGCCCAUAAAAGAAUACGUGCUUUCAUUCAGCCUCA